Messenger RNA from Penaeus monodon (black tiger shrimp), 939 nucleotides. RefSeq lists its product as uncharacterized. The transcript is spliced from 2 exons. The coding region runs from base 13 to 774 and encodes 253 amino acids. The record is from RefSeq and is a predicted model, not a curated record. NCBI's taxonomy places the organism in Eukaryota, Metazoa, Arthropoda, Malacostraca, Decapoda, Penaeidae.
ACCAAAAAUGCCAUGAAGGGAUCACGUCCAUCCACGCCCCUACCAAGCAUCAUCCUCACCCUGCCCGAGGCACAACAAAGAUCCAGGAGGUUAAGCAAGCAAGAGAAUGACAGGCCUAAAAGCGUAAUAAAGGUCAAGGACAAUAUGACAAAAGUCCCUAGUCUACCUAAUAUUCGGUCUCAUUAUAUGGCACCCAGCUUUUCCUCCUACAGAAGAGACUCCACUGGCCGGCCUACGACUCCCAAAAUUCACAGACGCAGACUAUCGAACGCGUCACAAAAUCCGAACAGGCAAAAAUCAAAGCCCGUCAUCUCUACACUCAGAAGAACAGCAACAAGUCAACCCAAGCGACACGGAACCACGUCAGCCGAUGCGCCCAACGCAGCGAAUCGCCAACGCUUCACGAAAAGCUCAAGAGCUUCCUCGCGCCAAAGGAUUCCCGACCAAGUUAAUCCUGAGCCACAAGUUCCUGAGAGUGACGAUUCUCCUCAUAAUCGCCUGCGCUCGGCCACAAGCGCAGUGACUGCGGCCUACAUACAAAACUUGCGAAAGGAGCGGCAGGACAAGUACGCUCAGCUGCUGGCGUCGGCGACCGGGCGAGCGAACACCCCGCGUCCUGGAGGUCGACUUGAGGACGACCUUCCUCCACUGUCCCUGGGUGAGCAGGCAAAGACACCAACAUUCUCAAGGAGCAUUUCAAAAGCAAGCUUGGAGCAAGAGUAUCCUGGCAGGAGUCAGGACUUUGCACUGGUUCAUGGCGAGUAUGUACACUGAAAGUUUGUUCUUCUAAAGCAAUCUUAACCACAGACUAAAUACUGUAUAGCUGAUCAUAAAAUUAUAUAUUAUAUACAGAAUCUAAUGAAAAGAAGUAUUCCAAGUGAAAAUUCAUUCAUAUUGUUAAUAUUUCCUUCAUUUACAUGCAAUCAGUUAUUUCAACCU